This is a messenger RNA of Gossypium raimondii (Peruvian cotton), 459 nucleotides long. RefSeq lists its product as uncharacterized. Lineage: Eukaryota; Viridiplantae; Streptophyta; Magnoliopsida; Malvales; Malvaceae. The transcript has a single exon. Gene Ontology annotation, molecular function: nucleic acid binding; RNA-DNA hybrid ribonuclease activity. Bases 1 to 459 code for a protein of 152 amino acids. The record is from RefSeq and is a predicted model, not a curated record.
AUGGCUCGUCCAUUGGUAAUUCGAGGUCUGCUGGGGGUGGGGGCGCUUAUACGCGACUCCGAGGGUAAAUGGGUUGUUGGAUGUCAUCGUUUCAUUGGCUUCACCACUAACAUAAUUGCUGAACUUUGGGCUUUACGUGAUGGUUUACAUCUUGCUCAUCAAUUGCAUAUUGAUUAUCUAGUUUUGGAAGUCGAUGCUCUUUCUGUUAUUAGUCUUCUUCAUAAUGCUGAUUGUCGAAAUUUGUCUCUACGUUAUUUGGUGACCGAUUGCAGGAUUUUAUUGGCCACCUUUCAGCAUAGUCGUCUUUAUUUCACAUCUUUCGAUCGGUGUGUCGGUGCGCUCGCCAAAAUGGGUAAUAACCCAAGUUCUCUUUGGAAUUUUAAUUUUCGCACUGAAGCAAAUCAUCUUGUUAUGCAUUUAGAUUUCCCUUUCUUUUAUGUGCAAAUUUGUCAAUGCUGA